Zootoca vivipara (common lizard) is the source of this 11382-nucleotide messenger RNA. It is a transcript of the gene PDS5A, whose product is annotated as PDS5 cohesin associated factor A. Gene Ontology annotation, cellular component: nucleus; chromatin. The record is from RefSeq and is a predicted model, not a curated record. Gene Ontology annotation, biological process: DNA repair; mitotic sister chromatid cohesion. Lineage: Eukaryota; Metazoa; Chordata; Lepidosauria; Squamata; Lacertidae.
GCGCUGCUUCCCCGCGGGCGAGGCGGCCGAGCAAGGCGCACGCUCUGCCGGAGCCCUCCUUCCCUGAGAGCCUGAGCAGCCGCCGCCGGGACUGAGGCCGCCGCCGCCGCGGUGGGGGGGAGGGAAGGCGAGCGAGUCGCCGAGGCAGGGCGCCGGUCGUCGUCGUCUUCGGAGCGAGAGCGGCAGCCCCUUCCCGCACCUCCCUCCACGGCUCCAGCCGCCCCCGGAGGCCGCUCGAUGUUGCACCUUCCGGAGCUGCAUGAGGGGCCGGUAGAGGACUGUGAAGAAGGAAACUUUAUAACCAGCAGCACUAGGAUGGAUUUUCCAUCCACCCAACCAAAGCCUCCUAACGACGGCAAAAUCAUCUUCUACCCUCCUGGAGUUAAGGAGAUCACAGAUAAAAUAACGAAUGAUGAAGUAGUCAAACGUUUGAAGAUGGUAGUGAAAACGUUUAUGGACAUGGACCAGGAUUCAGAAGAUGAGAAACAACAAUAUCUCCCGUUAGCCUUGCACCUUGCAUCAGAAUUCUUCCUCAGGAAUCCCAAUAAAGAUGUCCGUCUCCUUGUAGCAUGUUGCUUGGCUGAUAUCUUUCGAAUUUAUGCCCCAGAAGCACCAUAUACUUCCCAUGACAAACUCAAGGAUAUAUUCUUGUUUAUUACAAGACAGUUAAAAGGAUUGGAGGAUACAAAGAGCCCCCAAUUUAACAGAUACUUCUACUUACUAGAGAAUUUAGCUUGGGUUAAAUCUUACAACAUCUGCUUUGAGUUGGAAGAUUGCAAUGAAAUUUUUAUCCAGCUUUUUAGGACUCUCUUUUCAGUUAUCAACAAUAGCCACAACCAGAAAGUACAAAUGCACAUGCUAGAUUUGAUGAGUUCUAUCAUCAUGGAAGGAGAUGGAGUUACUCAAGAACUAUUGGACUCAAUUCUUAUCAACCUCAUCCCUGCCCACAAGAACCUUAAUAAACAGGCAUUUGAUCUUUCAAAAGUCCUGUUGAAAAGGACGGUCCAGACCAUUGAGCCAUGCAUUGCCAAUUUUUUUAACCAGGUCCUGGUACUAGGAAAGUCUUCUGUAAGUGACUUGUCAGAGCAUAUAUUUGAUCUAAUUCAGGAGCUUUUUGCUGUUGAUCCUAAUUUAUUGCUGUCCGUCAUGCCACAGCUUGAGUUCAAACUGAAGAGCAACGAUGGAGAGGAACGUUUAGCUGUUGUUCGCCUUUUAGCUAAGCUAUUUGGUUCUAAGGAUUCUGACCUUGCAACGCAGAACCGUCCCCUUUGGCAGUGCUUUCUUGGCCGAUUUAAUGAUAUCCAUGUUCCUGUGAGAUUAGAAAGCGUGAAAUUUGCAAGCCAUUGUUUAAUGAACCAUCCAGAUUUAGCAAAAGACCUCACUGAGUACUUAAAGGUUAGAUCACAUGAUCCGGAAGAAGCCAUUCGACAUGAUGUCAUUGUUACAAUAAUAACGGCUGGCAAGAGGGACCUCUCUUUAGUCAAUGACCAGUUACUUGGCUUUGUCAGAGAGAGAACACUGGACAAAAGGUGGCGAGUAAGAAAAGAAGCAAUGAUGGGUCUUGCCCAGCUAUACAAGAAAUACUGUCUUCAUGCCGAAGCUGGAAAAGAUGCAGCAGAGAAAGUGAGCUGGAUAAAGGAUAAACUUUUGCACAUAUAUUAUCAGAAUAGCAUCGAUGACAAAUUAUUGGUGGAGAAAAUCUUUGCUCAGUAUCUUGUUCCACAUAACUUGGAAACAGAAGAGCGGAUGAAGUGCUUAUAUUAUUUGUAUGCUAGCUUAGACCCAAAUGCUGUUAAGGCACUGAAUGAAAUGUGGAAAUGCCAGAACAUGCUUAGGAGUCACGUGCGGGAGUUACUAGAUUUGCACAAGCAACCCACUUCAGAAGCUAACAGUGCUGCUAUGUUUGGAAAGCUGAUGACCAUAGCAAAAAAUCUUCCUGAUCCUGGGAAGGCACAAGACUUUGUGAAAAAGUUCAAUCAGGUUCUUGGUGAUGAUGAGAAGCUUCGUUCUCAGCUUGAACUAUUAAUCAGUCCUACCUGCUCCUGUAAGCAAGCAGAUGUCUGUGUGAGGGAGAUUGCACGGAAACUUGCUAAUCCUAAACAGCCAACCAAUCCUUUCCUGGAGAUGGUAAAAUUUCUUUUGGAAAGAAUUGCUCCUGUACACAUUGACUCAGAAGCCAUCAGUGCAUUAGUAAAGCUGAUGAAUAAAUCAAUAGAAGGGACAGUGGAUGAUGAAGAGGAGGGUGUAAGCCCCGAUACAGCUAUUCGUUCAGGGCUUGAACUUCUCAAGGUUCUGUCUUUCACGCAUCCUACCUCGUUCCACUCUGCAGAGACGUAUGAAUCUCUUCUGCAGUGCCUCAGGAUGGAAGAUGAUAAAGUAGCAGAGGCAGCCAUUCAGAUAUUCAGAAACACUGGGCACAAAAUAGAAACUGAUCUGCCCCAGAUAAGAUCAACCCUUAUUCCUAUUUUGCAUCAGAAAGCAAAGAGAGGAACACCUCACCAAGCAAAGCAAGCUGUCCACUGUAUACAUGCCAUAUUUUCAAAUAAAGAAGUCCAGCUUGCACAGAUUUUUGAGCCUCUAAGUAGAAGUUUGAAUGCUGAUGUUCCAGAGCAACUUAUAACACCAUUAGUUUCUUUGGGUCACAUUUCCAUGUUGGCACCAGACCAGUUUGCAUCACCAAUGAAAUCCGUAGUUGCAAAUUUCAUUGUAAAAGAUCUCCUGAUGAAUGACAGGUCUACAGGUGAGAAAAAUGGGAAAUUGUGGUCCCCGGAUGAAGAGGUUUCUCCAGAAGUUCUAGCAAAGGUUCAAGCAAUUAAACUUCUAGUACGUUGGCUUUUGGGUAUGAAAAAUAACCAGUCAAAAUCUGCAAAUUCAACACUCCGGUUACUAUCAGCUAUGUUGGUCAGUGAAGGAGACUUGACAGAACAGAAGAGAAUUAGCAAAUCUGAUAUGUCCCGUCUACGUCUGGCUGCUGGCAGUGCCAUAAUGAAGCUUGCACAGGAGCCCUGUUAUCACGAAAUUAUUACCCCAGAGCAAUUCCAACUCUGUGCAUUAGUCAUUAACGAUGAAUGUUACCAGGUGAGGCAGAUAUUUGCUCAGAAGCUGCAUAAAGCACUGGUAAAAUUACUGCUCCCAUUGGAGUACAUGGCAAUAUUUGCAUUGUGUGCCAAAGACCCCGUAAAAGAAAGGAGAGCACAUGCAAGACAGUGCUUGCUUAAAAAUAUAAGUAUACGGCGAGAGUACAUUAAACAGAAUCCCAUGGCCAAUGAAAAGCUGCUAUCCCUGCUGCCUGAAUAUGUGGUACCAUACAUGAUUCACCUGCUGGCACAUGAUCCAGAUUUUACAAAACCUCAAGAUGUUGAUCAGCUUCGUGAUAUCAAAGAGUGCCUUUGGUUCAUGCUGGAAGUCUUAAUGACAAAAAACGAAAACAACAGUCAUGCCUUCAUGAAAAAGAUGACAGAAAGUAUCAGACUUACGCGGGAUGGACAGUCUCCAGAUGAGCCAAAAGCCAAUGAAAAACUCUAUACUGUAUGUGAUGUGGCCCUGUGUGUAAUCAACAGCAAAAGUGCUUUAUGUAAUGCAGAGUCUCCAAAGGAUCCUGUAUUGCCAACCAAAUUUUUUACACAACCUGAAAAGGAUUUUUGCAAUGAAAGGAAUUAUAUUUCGGAAGAGAUGAGAGUUCUUCUCUUAACCGGAAAGCCCAAACCAACUGGUGUAUUAGGUGCUGUAAAUAAACCUUUAUCUGCAACUGGAAGGAGACCAUAUAUCCGAAGCGCAGGAUCAGAAACUGGAAGCAAUAAUAGCGUAAACUCUGAACUGAGCUCUCCUGUAGGAAACAGAUCAAGAGAGCAGAGCUCAGACAUAUCAGAAACUGGUGUCAGUGAAAAUGAUGAAAAUCCAGUGAGAAUUAUUUCUGUCACUCCAGCAAAAAUAGAACCUGUAAAGAACAAGGAGAUAAACUCUGAUCAGGCAGCUCAAGGAAAUGUUAGUACUGAGCGUGGGAAGAAAAUAACUGCAACAGCUGCUGGAGCAGAAAAUAUUCAUCAAAAGUCAGAAGAAAAAAAAACAGAUGAAUCGGGCCAGCCUGCCCCUCCCAAACCAAGGAGAGGGCGUCCUCCCAAGUCUGAAUCUCAGGGCACCAUGGCAAAAAAUGCUGAAACAAGUAAACCGUCUGGUAGGGGGCGGAAAAGGGCAGCACCCAGCCAGGAAGGUCCAGGGAGUUUAGAGGCAAGCAAUGCCAAAGCACCAAAACAGCAAGAUGCACCGAAAAAAGCAGUACCUGCACAGAGACAGAUUGAUCUACAAAGAAGCAAGGUGCUGGGAAGUGAUGGAGAGUCAGUGUUGGAGAUAGAAUCAAGUCCUGGAUAUUCUCCAAGUGAAAUGGAUCUUUUUAAGCUUUGUGACACUGAGGAUACAGGCAGCCAGGAAGACACUGAGGAGACAGAACUAACAGAGAGAGGCUUCCUGAAGGUAAAAAGAAAACUUCGUUGCGAGGGGAGGAAAAGGAGGGCCAAAUGAAGGCAUGCUCCAAGCUUCUGCAAAAACCAAGAAACUUCCUGUAUAAGGAACUGAAAAUACUCAGAUCAUACAGCUUUCAGCUCUGAAAACAGAAGGAAAAUCUGCUUCCCUUUCAGAUGACAUUAAUCUGCUGAAACUCUUGAGAGAGGCUAAAAGCAUCUGUACUUAUUUUCCCAGAGACUUUUUUUAUGAAAAGUCAAUAAUUAAGCAAAUUGCUUAACACUUGAUUCCAGUUUCUGCAUAUCUGGAGUUAAAAGUGUUUUACUCCAUAAAUUUUCAUGCUGCAUUUUUUAAAAGAAAGAGUGAGAUCCUUACAGCAAUGUUUUAAAAAAUUCAGACCUAGAAUCAGGUAUUGCCCACCCUUUUUGCAAGAAAAAAAUAGAAGCUAACUGAAAGAAUUUUAAUCCAAGACACAAGGAAAAUACCUGAUUCUCAUCUGCUUUCCUUUUGGAGACUCCUAUGUAUAAUUCUUUCCAGCUAAAUAAGAUGUACAGAUUUUGGUUCCUGCUAUGAAAAGUCACAUAGUGACAAUUUUUAUACAUGUUGCUUUCUGACUUUUUAACUGAGUGGGAGACUAAUCAACUUGAUUGAUUUGCAAGUAGACAUUUCAUCUUUUUUUAAUUUCCCUCUCCAUUUUAGUUUAAUAUAAUUUGCAAUAAAUGUACAUAUUGUUGGUUGUUUUAUAAAAAACAUCACUUUCAAGUGGGUUUACUCCUGUGGUUCUGUUGGAAUAUUCUAAAUUUAAUGGAGUAAAGGCAGCCCAGCAUUUGAUUUUAUAAUGUUUGUCACCAGAUUUUUAUUAUUGAUGUAAAGUAUCAAUUUUUAAAAAUAGUUGGACCUUUGGCAGCUUUGUAAGGAACGUUGGAAAUGUUUAGGAUUGCUCUCAAUUUUAAGCAUUGUGCUGAUUGAAAGUAAGUCUGUUUUACGUUUUUGUCCUCCUGUCCAAGCUCAUUUUUAAUGUUUGAUUUUAGAAGACUUGCAUCAAUAUUGAUUUUUUUCCUGGCAUUGUUCAGCAUACAGUGUGCACUUUUAAUGUACACAUGAUCAUAUUUAAGUUUGUUGCAUAAAAUAAAUGCUUCUAGGUGUCAUAUGGUAUCAUUUUUCUUCCCAGAAAAGUAUAAUUUCUACUUUGCCUCAGCUCUGCAUGGCAUCUCUGUAUCUGUGUAGGACCAUAAAUUUCCUGCUGCCGUCAACACAUAAGAUUUUGACACUUUGGGAAAGUGUGUGUUCUCCAGUGGACCAGAUAGUAGUGUAAAAUACUUGUGCAUCACUCCAUAAGGAAUAGAAAGAUUUUGCAUUGUGAACAGAACCUCUGGUCAUAUUUUUCACAGCAAGAUGACUCUUGUAUUCUGGAGUUUUCAGAAAGCAAAGAGCAUUCCAGUAUUGCACACACCUCUAAGAAACUUAAAAUAUCAGGGAGACGAGAGAAGUUGCAGAUGGUAUAAUGCAAAAUACAUUUACUAAGGUAUGUAGCCAAGAGAUUUCUCAAGUCUAUUUGAGAAUUGUGGUUUUUGAUCUGCUGAAUCAAAAUCAGCCUGUAUUGUAAGGUCUUAGAACACAAUUUCUUGAAACUCUGAAUUUUGCAUUUUCUUACCUUUUAAUAUUUAGCGCUGAUCAGAGGAAUGUAUCAAGCAUCUCUACACCAGAGUUUAAUUUAGGACAGAGGCUAUGAAGAUAGCCAUUAGUGAAUGUGAUCUUGCAAGACAUGUCCUGUACUUGAAGGGGUUUGUACCAACAUCAGGGGGGCUUCUUUAAAUGAUGGAUUACAUCUAGGAGAUGCUAGAAGUCACUGAAACAUUAGUGUUCUAUAUUAAAUUUUGAGUUUAAGAGCUUAGCAUUGGUUAUCAAUCCAAACCUGCCUUCUGUAAUCCCAUGCCCUCCAGAAGUUUUAGGGUAUAACUCCCAUCUACCCCUGCUAGCCAACAGUUGGGAAUUAUGGGAGUUAUAGUCCAAAACAUUGGAGGGCACCAGGUUUGGCAAACCUGAUCUGAGCUAUCUUAAUACCCCAGUGCACAUGCAGAAGAACUUCAGAGCUGCCCAAAUAUACUAUGUUUCUUAAUCUUGUCAGGAUGCUACCAGUCCAGUGUGUGUAGAUCUAAGUCUACCACCAUUUGAUUAACCAAUUUUACUUUCUUGCAGAUGUCAUGGACCACCUCUAGGUGUGCUCCAUGGCGCUUUCCCUAUGUACUGAAGAGAGACCUAAGGACACUUCCAGCAAGGGUCUGGAGUCUGCCUUGAAAAACAGCUUGAGGGUUUUGUGUGCUUUAGUUGAGAGUCCUGCAUUGCAGGGGUUGGACACAGGACUCCAGGUGGGAUCUGACCAGGGCAGAAAAGAGCAAGACUAUCACUUCCCUUAUCAAUUUCCUGUUGAUACAGCCUAGAAUAGCAUUAGCCUGUUUUUUGUUGUUGGAUCACUGUUGACUCAUGCUAAACUAGUGGUUCACCAAGACCUCUGGCACCUUUUCACAUGUAUUCACAUGUUCUACCAGGACUAGACUAUGAGCAUUAUUCCUUUGGGAAAGUUCAUUCUGAAAAUGCGCCCCGAGGAGGGGGGACAUACUGCUGUGUCUGCAAGGAUAUAUAAGCUUGGAGCGUGAUCCUCUAACCCACACCCAUCUUAGUCAAAGAGAUAGUGGUUUAUGCUUGGUCUCAUUUACAACAAAAGUUAAAUUAAUUUUCGCACUGCAUAGCUGGUGGCGCUUCCAUUCUUCUUCUGCUGCUAUCAUACUCAGAGACGAAUUAGAUGUGGGGGGAAAUCUUCCAUUUCUCCUUCCAAAAUUUCAGGCUGUUUCCUUGGGGGAAGACCUAGAGAUAAGGUGGCUGUAUGUGUCCGCUGCUGUGGCAUUUUGAACUUUGUGCCAAGUAACUCAAGGAAGGCACAUCUCAUUAGUACAUGAUGGGGCUUUUUGCUACCCUGGGAUGCUUUGGGAGGAAGAGCGAGAGAUAUAUUUGAAAGAGAUAACUGCAGGCAGCCAUGUGAUCGACCAUAGAGUUGUGUGCAUCCUAGACUUAACCUUUUUUUGCCUCAGCCGAUGCUGCCUCUUGGCAAAACUAUAAGAAUGUUCAAUCAGUUGUGAUUCAGUUGCUCCCAAGAAGCCAACCUAUUAUUGUUUUUCAGUGCCCCAAAGGAUCCAGCAUGCCCCUUUUAUUUGCAACAACUUAAAUGUAAACCUAAAGAUUAAGGAGAAUAUUCUGUCCCCACCCCCACCUCCAAGUGUUUUGGCACACCUCUCUUGGCAAUAGGCACAUGGAGAAGGGGUAGUUUAGGGCUGCCAGGAUAUGAAAGCUCUAUUAUUGUGGAUUAGGAAUGGUUUUGCGUGUGUUACCCAAGGCUCAGCAUACUGGCCACAAUAUGGAAGGUUUCGUAUCUUUUUUGGAAGGAAGUUCCUGCUCUUAAUUGUUUGGCCUGGGAAGAAGAAUGCCUCUGCUGCAGCAGAAAAAUGCAAGUUAGGCUGGUAGAAGAAGUAAUCCCACAGGAUCAAAUAUGCCCUUGCCCUCCCCUGAGCAGAUUUGCAGUAAGAAAAUUCUUACUGCAAAGGUUUUUGGCCAAACAAGUAGUGAGAACAAAGGAGUUUACUAAUGCUGCAAGGAACACUCAAGUAGCAACACCUCAGCCAUCCGUUCAUUUUUAAAAGAUUUUAACAAAGCAUAAACACAACUGGUUGAUUUGCACACAUACCUAUGCCUGCUCCAUAAAAUACAACUUGCUGGUCCAUCUAUCACUCUUGUAACAUAAUGAGACCAUUAUAUCACACUUAAAUAGUGGUACCAUCUCCUGUUCUGGAGAGAUUACCACAAAGUAAAAUGGAAAGCAUUUUCAGGGAAACAUGCAUUUAUUGUUAAGCAUUUGCAGUGGAAAUCAACAUUUUAAAAGUGUAUUAUUUUUUAGAAAAAUGGCAUACAAAAGUGUUGCGUGGCUUUUAUUCUCAAGAGACGCAAACACCAACGUUGCAUUGCAGCCCGCUCACUCACAAUGAAAUGUCCAGUUGAAAGCUUCCUACAAAUAGCCUUUGUCAUCUUGGUUGGGAAGAAAAACAAAACAAAAACCCCACCCAACAUAAAUUGAAAUGGAAAACGGCAACAGGUCAGCAAGGAUCUUUGACAGUACCACUUUUCUGAAAGGGGAGACCCUCUCUAAAAACCCACGUAAAGCACCACAUUGCAAUUUUUAUUAAUGGGCUCCUAUAGUACGGUUGGGUUUUGUUGGCAUGAUUCUGAAUGGUUAUUUCAAACUAGUAGAUUCCUCCCAUUGCAGAGGGACUAACCAGAACUGUCAUACAAUACGCAACUUGCAAGCUUUCAUCCUGUAGGGAAUGGAGUCCUGCGUUUAUUACAGCAAAAAAAUAAAAAAGGUAGGGGCAUUUAAUAGCUCCAAGUAGAAGAGUAGGCCGGUUAAGUAUGGCACUUUAAAAAACCAAAAACCUGAAGGUUGGGUUAUGUAUUGAAAAACCCCAAAUCACUUUGGGAGCAUUAGUCUAACGAGGAUGUAGCUGUGCUUGCAUGUCAAAGCAGAGUGAAUACUGCAGCACUAGUCAUGGCUAUAUUCAACUAUAUUGAAUGUUUUUCCUAUGCUUAUAUUUAUGCAACUAAGCCUUGUUUAGAAAAGUCUUUGAUUGAGACAUUCUCCUUUUGACCAUGAUUUUUGCAGUUAACUGUGCUAAGUUUCCCAGCCUGCCAGCCCACUCAGAAAAACUCCCGUGGAUUAUGGCAACUCAGAGAAACUCCUGUGGAUUAUGGCAAUCAACAGCCAUCAUGCAUUUGUUUACCCAACAAAACUCAAAAUCUGACAGUGGUAACCAUUUAUGAGCCUAUCAAAAGGUCCGUGACAGGAACACGGUUCUUAUCCGAACAAUGACUGCAAAGCCACCAAACCGUUUAAAAAAUAAAACCCCAAAGUCAUUGCCAUCAUUAAGUUGUAAAAUAUAAGCAAACGACAGGGAAGGCAAGGUGCACAUUCCACAAUGUCUAACUCUUCUAUUGAACAAGUUUGAGUUUGCAUAGUUUACUCACUUUGCAACCAUUUGGUUUAUUUGAAGACAAAGUUGCUUUCAACCAGUUUCUCCUUUUAGAUAGAUUGCUGAGGCUUGGACCUCGGAUAUUCCUCUCCAAAGGUAUCAUAAAAUAUCAUUUAAUUACAUUUAUAGAAGUACCUGACUGAUCAAAAUGUUCCAAAAUCAAUGCUUGAGGUAAAAUGCUGCUUAACUGGCUUGUUUUUACAGCACAUGUCACCGGGAGUACAAAUUGUUUUGUACUUUGUCACUUUUUAAUGGCAGCUCAGUAUAGGAACGAAAGCAUGAACUUGGCUUUUUAAAAACCCAGUUAGUUGUGUGGAGUGUUUUUGGCACUUACAAUGAUUUGUUGAGACCCCUGGCAAUGGGAAGGGCAUCUCUUCUCUCUUGUCUCCAUGGGAAGAGCAGUCAUUGGUUAUAAUCUCAGCAUUCAACUGAGAUAAACCAGUUACAACCCUCUGAAUUUGUUAAAAAUCUACGGGUUGCUUAAAAGUUCCCAGAAACAGGUUAUUGCAUGAUCAGCAUCAAUUGUGUGGCGUAGGUGAAUUGUGCAGCAAUUAUUCCACCACAACUGGCACAGCUCACAAUAACUGCAAGGCUGCCUGACUAUUAUUUUUAGAGUAAUGAGAAGUGAAAAAUGAUAUGCUGAAUCAUUAAAGACCAGUAAAUCAAGAUUGAGCUGGGUAGCAGUUUGCAUUUACUCAGCUCAACGGCCUAACAAGCCGUGCACACAUACCUUUAGAAACUGAGAGAAAACUUCCUCUCUCGGGUGCAAUGACAAAAUGACUGUCAUUACACUAGAACCAUGAAGGGAAACCCUACCGGUAGCACCUAUAUGAAUCCUUCCACCAAUACCAAGAGUUUCAUGUAGCCAAGGGGAGAGUCCUAGCUAUUAUAUUUAGCAUAAGCUUUUUCUCCUGUGUUCAAACUUUUUCUAGUCUCAUUUAACACAAUCACAGAAAGCUUCCUUAGAAUGAUUAAUAUGAUCUAGAUGGAAAAGCAGAAGACAUUUCAUUCCAUCUAACCACUUCCACGAUCUUUCCUUUAAUUGCAAAGAACAAGGGAAAACGUAAUCUAUCAGCCAUUUUUACACAAUUACCACCAGGGUAAAACAAAGCUGUAGAUGAACUUGUCAAAAUAUAGACCAUAAAAAAAAAUUACAAACACAAAUGGCAGAUUGCCAGGGUUCUGCUGGUCCUGGCUACUAUUUAACAAAAACUUUGUUGAGUAGCAGCAAAUUGUUAAAAAAAAUAAAUAUAUAUCAAGGAAAAAACAAAAAUCACAUUUCCUUUGGCAUCUGAAAGUGAUUUACAGGACUGCAAGAAAAACCAUACAAUCACUGAAUGCAUAAAUAGGAUGUGAAGAGAUCAACAGUGUUCUGCAUUGCACAGAUACAAACUACAAUUUAUUUUUCUGUGUCCUAAUAACUUGAAUCUAUAGGCAGCUUAGACAUACGUACUGCAGAAAAUAAUUCUGCAUGUUAGGUUCUCAUCUCUUCCAUUCUCUAUUUCACAUUAGAUGCUUAACAGUUAUGCAACAUGGCUGAUUAGCAAAAGUGGUGAUGCAGCUUCUUCAAUUAAAAAAUGGACCGAUUAAAACUUUCCUAUCUACAGUACAGAAGAGUUGGGGGCAGGAAUGGGAAAAUAACCUUGCAGAAUUCUACAUUGACACCGCAUCUCUGCAUUUUGCUCAAAAGCAAUUCCUGAUGCAGUUCUGUAAUGAUAUUACAACUUGCAACAAAGGUAUAAAAACUAAUGAUUUGGAGAUUUUUAGAUCUAUCUGAAUUAAUAGACAGUAUGACUGUAUGUACAUUUGUUUUAGCAGGUACUUCUACUUGCAUUCAAUAUAUUUACAG